ACGCAAUCGGUUAAGCGAUUCACCAAAAGUACAGGAGAACAGUAAUAGUGUUGCGGUUGUUAAGCGUCACAGCUUGUCUGGUUUGCCACAAUCAUCCAGUGUUAGUACUAAAGGAAAUGAAUCAAAGACACAUUUAAGUUCUAGUACUAAUACCGAGGAGAAUGAAUCAAAGGCAAAUCUGGCAACAACUGGAGAAUUACCUAAAACUUCGACAAAUAAGAUACCGAUUAAUACUGGUCAAAAAGAAAAGAAACAAUAUGGAAAUAUUGACGACAUAGUGAAUGAUCUUUCUUAUUCUAUGGAAACCAAGCUUUCCUUUCAGCCGGAUAAUAUAGAUGAUAACGAAACAACAAAGGAUACCAAAAAGGUAGAAAAUGAUCCAUCUAAGGGGAGUUACGUAAUAUCUGCUGCUUUUAGAUCAAAUAAACCUGCUUCUACAGCAGCUACUAAGAAAAAGCUAGAAUCAACGACACAGGAAUCGCAACAAAAAUCACAAACGAAUACAAAUUGGAAUUCUCGAUACAACGAGGCAAAGCAAAAAUAUCCACCGGUUGAUCAACUUGAUAAAGAAAAUUCCACAAUUUCGCAAAAAAAUAUUAAAACGGAUAAUAAUAUUGACAAGAAAGUUCAAUCGAACAAAGACACGCCUUUACCUACCAGUACAAAAAAUUUGAAUGAUCAAACUACUCCAAAACCAACAAACAUUCCAAAGCCCUCAAGUUCUACACCUGUUAUUUGUGCGGCUUGUGAAAAACCAAUAAACGGCAAUGUUUUGUCGGCAUUGGGAAAAAAAUGGCACCCUGAACAUUUUACUUGUACUCACUGCAGUAUUGUUUUAGAACACGUUUCGUUUUAUGAGAAGGAUGGAUUACCUUACUGUCACUUGGAUUAUCAUGAGUUGUUUAGUCCGAGAUGUGGUUCCUGCAACACGCCAAUCGAAGGACAAUGCAUUAAUGCUCUUGGUAAAUACUGGCACCCGGGACACUUUUUUUGUCGCGAGUGUGGUAAUCCUUUCGAAUCUGGAGGCUUCAUGGUUCACGAUGGUUUCCCAUACUGCGAAAAAGACUGGACAAGAUUAUUCGGUAAGAUUUCAUCAAUAUUCACAUAG
Messenger RNA from Acaulospora colombiana, 1108 nucleotides. The record is from the annotation of a GenBank genome assembly. Lineage: Eukaryota; Fungi; Glomeromycota; Glomeromycetes; Diversisporales; Acaulosporaceae.